GCCCCCGUUAUCCCGUUAUCGCGCGCCGAGGUCCGCGAGGGGUCACCGCCAAGGUUUCCACCAGUGCACAAGCAAGGGCAUGGCCGCCAUCCCCUCCAGAGGCUCACUCGUGGCCACCCACGACUACUACCGGCGCCGCCGUGGUUCCACUUCCAGUAACAGCUCCUGUGGAAGUGCCCAGUACCCUGGGGAAGCCAUCCCCCACCACCCGGGUCUCCCCAAAGCCGACCCGGGUCACUGGUGGGCAAGCUUCUUUUUUGGGAAGUCCACUCUCCCAUUCAUGGCCACAGUGUUGGAGUCCCCAGAGCACUCGGAAUCUCCCCAGGCCUCCAGCAGCAUGAUCACCUGUGACCUGGCUCGGGAAGCCACAAGGAAGCAGCCUGGCGGCCAGCCUGGCAAAGUCAAUGCUGGGCCCCCAUCCUGAGUAGCCAGCACCAGCCACCAGACUUCCAGAGGCGCUAGGCUUUGAGCCCCUCCCCCCCUCCUCCAUCCCCUUCCCUCUCACCCCACCUGGCGUAGACUAGGCCGGCUGCAGCAAGCAGAAGCAGUUGGGUUCUUUUAUAUCAAAACAGCGAAGUUGAGAGAGCCCCAGUCUUUACUACCCAAGCCACACGCAAGCCUGCCUAACACCCCAUAGCCAUGUGCCUUGCACCAAGUGGAAAAUAAAUGAGAAGCAGCCAGCAAAAAAAAAAAAAAAAAAAA
Molecule: messenger RNA, 702 nt
Organism: Myotis lucifugus (little brown bat)
Lineage: Eukaryota; Metazoa; Chordata; Mammalia; Chiroptera; Vespertilionidae
Gene: PPDPF
Product: pancreatic progenitor cell differentiation and proliferation factor
Exons: 1
Coding region: 80-424 (114 amino acids)
Biological process (GO): cell differentiation; multicellular organism development
Source: RefSeq, a predicted model, not a curated record